Messenger RNA from Drechmeria coniospora, 582 nucleotides. Its product is annotated as Rhodanese domain protein. NCBI's taxonomy places the organism in Eukaryota, Fungi, Ascomycota, Sordariomycetes, Hypocreales, Ophiocordycipitaceae. The coding region runs from base 1 to 582 and encodes 193 amino acids. The transcript has 2 exons. Gene Ontology annotation, molecular function: thiosulfate-cyanide sulfurtransferase activity. Gene Ontology annotation, cellular component: mitochondrion. The record is from RefSeq and is a predicted model, not a curated record.
AUGGCAGCGGCGCUCCGAGGACUGGCCAGGGCAGUCCCCUCGACUCUCCUGAGACAACCCAGACGGCGGCUUCUGCCAGUGCAGAGCGUUCGGUGGUGUCUCGGCACGGCUUCAGCGGCGCCAACCGCAAGCACCGCCACCGCUUCGUCGACACAACGAUGGUACUCUGCCAGUAGUGGCGAGGAUGGUGCGGCUCCAGCCAGCUCGAUCUGGAGCUUUGAUGAUGUCAGACAGGUCGUGGAAGCAAGCAAGAAGCCGAGCGAGGGUGAAUCCCAGAAGGUCGUCAUCGUUGAUGUCCGCGAGCCUGAUGAACUCCAUUCGACGGGCAAGAUCCCCGGCGCCAUCAACAUACCCAUCACCUCCGCCGUCCAGAGCUUUCACCUGUCCGAUGACGACUUCCAAGAUAUGUACGGAUUCGAUCGGCCGCCGCGCGAUGCGACGCUACUUUUCUACUGCAAGGCCGGGGUGCGCGCUCGAUCCGCGGCUGCACUGGCCAAGCACGCCGGCUGGAACAAGGUUGGCGAGUACCCGGGAAGCUGGCUCGACUGGGAAUCGCAGGGUGGGCCAGUCGAGAAAGCGUAG